ACCGCCUUGGACAGAAUUGGCUUGACUAAUCAUUACGAUUAUCCGGAGAAAAUUUGCAUUAAUGAGCAGUUUUACAGUUGGUACUUCUUUGACUGCAUAACAAAGGUUUGUACCGCCAUAAAAAACGACAUUUAAGUUAAGCCAUUGGUUUCAUACAUGCAUUUCAACACCGGACACAAAUUAAAGUGACUGGGAAACGGAUGAUCAACAUGGACUUCAUCAUGGCGAAGUUCAUCACAUAUAUGGCUUCAGACAUUCAUCUUAUCUGACCAUGGCCACACAAUGACUCGGUUUAGCUACACUGAAGAAGAAAGGAGAGAGUUAUUCGAUCCACUGUUCUUCAUGACCAUUCCUGAUGGCGUCAAGGACAAACUGGGGACAAGAAGGACGAGUGCCUUGAUAACGUACCAAAAGCGCCUCUUUAUGCUCUAUGACGUUCAGAAAGCAUUCAUGAGUUUGAACGAUCCUCGGAAAAUGAACUCCAACGAUUAUUCAGUGACAGGAAUAUUUUCAGAAAUCGCUGUAAACAGCACACGCGCCGACUUCUACAUGCUUCCCUUGACUAGAUGCAAGUGUGAGGGUUUUGACGCAGAGAUUCCUGUAAAUGACAAUGCAAAUGAUCACAUGGGGUUGGCCGAAUUGCUGUUGGGUAUAUAAAUGAUGCUAUCCGAAAAAAAUAUAUGAGCGGUGAGACGGCCUCUGUUUGUUGAUAUAUUUUGUUGCUAUGUUUAAAUCACUGGACAAUGAAGGAGAGUUGGAAAUCCACAAUCACGAAUUUUCAUCCACAAUCCAUUAGCACACGAUAUGAUCAAAUCAGUUAAAGGUUCUAAGAUGAGACGGCUCGGGGUGGGAUGAGGUGAAUUGUGAUGGGUGGGGUGGGUGGAGAGAAGUGGGACUGCAUGAGGUGGUUUGAGCAAGGCCAGUGGGGUGUGUAGAGGUGCGAUUGGUGGAGUGGGGUGGGGUGUGUGAGAUGAGGGCGACUUAGUGCGAUGGGUGGAGAGGGAUGAGAGAGUUCAGGCAACACGAGGGAAAUUCGAGAGGAAGACUGCAGUAGAACGAAAAGUUGUGAGAUAAAAAGGCAUAAAAACGUGCCUUAAUUUAUAUUGAUUCUUAAAUUUAUUUUUUUCCUUUUCAGGAAACUGUAACACUCACAAAACAUGGCUAUGGGAACUGCAAACGCUUGGUUGGAAAAUCAUUUGAAAAGAUUGUCAAGCGAUUUCAAGGGGAAUACAUUUUGACGAGGGUAAACACUAUUUUUGUCUCACCAACUAAAGCAUUCCGAUAUCACUUUGAUUGA
Messenger RNA from Pocillopora meandrina, 1297 nucleotides. Lineage: Eukaryota; Metazoa; Cnidaria; Anthozoa; Scleractinia; Pocilloporidae. The record is from the annotation of a GenBank genome assembly.